Rana temporaria (common frog) is the source of this 1611-nucleotide messenger RNA. RefSeq names its product lysosomal associated membrane protein 3 (gene LAMP3). Gene Ontology annotation, cellular component: membrane. The transcript has 7 exons. The coding region runs from base 133 to 1038 and encodes 301 amino acids. NCBI's taxonomy places the organism in Eukaryota, Metazoa, Chordata, Amphibia, Anura, Ranidae. The record is from RefSeq and is a predicted model, not a curated record.
GAUUGAAAAGAGGAAGAGGAGCUGGUAUUUCUAAUCCCCUGAGCGCUGGACUGGCUGCAGGGGUGUUGACAGCUUGACAACCCCAGAGAACACAGAUCUGUCUCCAGUGUGAGAAGCUGCUGAUACUGAGCCAUGAAUCGUCUGAUAAUGAUCUGGGGGGUCCUGCUCCUGGCAGGAACAGUUCAGUCAACAACUUCUAAGGCAUCAGAAUCGUCCAGCAGCACAAUAAAUAUGUCUUCUACAUCUCACAUGUCUUCCAGUACAACACACUCAACACCACAUGUAACCUCAAACACCACAACACACUCAACACCACAUACAACCUCAAACACAACACACACACCUUCAAAUACGACCUCGCAUGCACCCACCAAUACCACAACACAUCCAACAACAGCACAUACUACGUCGCCAAUUCUACCAACAAAGCCUUCACCACCAAUAAGGAGAGAGUACAAAGUGAAAGAUGCUAAUAACGUGACAUGUAUAAUUGCAGACAUGGGUCUGGCACUUGAACUGGAUAAUUCAACAACAGUAAUGCAAGACAAAGAUGCAAAGGUCAAAUGGUAUUUUAAUGUGAACCCGGAAACCACUACAGCAAACGGCACUUGUAAUGAAUCCACAGCAACUCUUAUCCUGACAUUUCCACAAGGAUCUAUUCAUUUUGUUUUUGUUAAGGACAAGAAAAUAUACUACAUUGAUGACGUUUCUGUGAAUUUUACUUGGAAUUCUGCCGAACACUGGAUUGGUACAGCUAGAAAUCUAAAGCUGUUAAGUACAGACGUUGGUUAUGCGACAAAAUGUAAGACCACACCAACAGUAAAGCUGGCCAGUAAUUUAAGUCUCUCAAUGGCGGAUGUGAAACUACAGGCUUUUAACCUUACUGAUGGCGUCUUUGGCAAAGAGGAAGUGUGCUCAUAUGAUCGCAAUAUGAUUGCCGUGGCUGUAGCUGUAACUAUAUUAAUUAUCAUAAUCAUUGCAAUAGUUAUAUUCUUCAUUUGUCACAAGAGGCGAUCAUCUGGAUAUCAGCGGAUUUAACCACAAGGGGAAAUCAUCCCCAUCAUGUGUAUCUUUACAAUGAAGACAACAACCAACAGCCACUUCCUUUAACUAUGGAAAACGAAAAACUAAAGCUUUCUUAUUAAUGACAAAAUGAAUGAUUAUUUUUCUUGACAAAAUGACAAUGCUCCUAAUUUUUCUGAAAAAGGUUUCACCACUGGGUAGACACUAAUUUACUAGAAGUCUGAGUACAGACAGACACAGGGAAGGCAGUAAGAUAUAUGUUGCUUUAAAGUAAACCUGUGGCUACUGUUAAGAUGUCAAACUGUCACUUACUUUCAUUAGAAGGCCCCUGGUGCCUGCACAUCAAGUUUCUUUCCCUGGGAACCUCGACCCCUACAGGAAUCUAUUACAACAACAAUGAUUAUCUUCCAUUGCUUCCAGCUGGUUAUCCCCUUUCACCUCCUUUACCUCACCAUUGACCCAUGACAGUGGUUGUUAGCCUUGCCAGACAUUACUGAAGUGUGGUAAAUAGUAGAGGAUGUACAAGAGCCAGCUACAGCAGAGGAUGGUUGCUUUUUGCAUAUCAGCCCACAAUGUCUGGAGCUCUAA